GAUGUUGUGGCCUUGUCGCACCAAAAUCGAGGGCUGCAUAGUAUCAGCGAUGUCUCCAAUCGCCAAAAAUAUCAUGAAUUUCAGCUUGGUCGGGAAGGACAGGAGAGUUUUACAGUCCAGCUGCAGGCUGGUCAGAACAUGCUGCUUGAAAUCUUGGCCAACCCCUCUCUAGGAGGCUAUUAUCGUCGCCUAGUCUUGUAUGGGAGUGAAACGGGCUCCGGCUUUCCUCCCUACGAAUCCGAGCCCGAUAUCUACAGACUCAAGCAGGCCCUCAAGAAGGCUGGCGUAGAAAAAGUCCAAGAUCGAGAAUCUAUCCUAUCUAUCCUUUGGCAAGAUCCGCUCUACUUUAGAUCUCCCUCUUAUCCGAAAGCAAUCGAGUUUAGAGAUGCGCUUAUUAUGAUGCUAGCCGCAAAUGCCCCUAACCUUGAAUCCCUAUCUAUGUAUCCCCUAGAAUUCCCUCAAAACAUGCUUAAGCCACUUCUCCAGCGAGCUUCUAAAGUAGUACCCGGCUUAGGCACGAUAUAUGUGGAAGAUCCAUACUACAAUCGCCUAAACGUGGUACGAAAACUGCCAGCUAUUGAAUCCGUCGCUUUUAGAUUAGCAUCGUGGGAUAAUAACGCUGGACUACCACUUCCACCGCACUGCGCCAAUUAUAGCAAGAUUAGCUUUAUACACUCCUUGAUGCAGGAACAUGAUCUUUGUCGAAUCAUUGAGUCGUUAAAAACACUAAAGAGCUUUACUUUCACUGUAGAUGGGCGAAAGGACCCGGAAGGGGGUAUUACUAUACUAAGCGUGGCGCCAUUACUUCAGUCCCUUUGGUUUCAUCGAUAUACCUUAGAGGUACUGGAUCUUGAUAUGGAAUCUUGUACGAAUUGGCAAGAGUUUUAUGAUACGAAUUACCAGCUGGAUGAGAACGAAGGGCUCGAUGAGGAUGAACAGAAAUUUUAUAAAGAAUAA
Molecule: messenger RNA, 957 nt
Organism: Penicillium psychrosexuale
Lineage: Eukaryota; Fungi; Ascomycota; Eurotiomycetes; Eurotiales; Aspergillaceae
Exons: 4
Source: RefSeq, a predicted model, not a curated record